Molecule: messenger RNA, 2866 nt
Organism: Drosophila takahashii
Lineage: Eukaryota; Metazoa; Arthropoda; Insecta; Diptera; Drosophilidae
Gene: CycA
Product: cyclin A
Biological process (GO): regulation of cyclin-dependent protein serine/threonine kinase activity; mitotic cell cycle phase transition
Cellular component (GO): cyclin A2-CDK2 complex; cytoplasm; nucleus
Molecular function (GO): cyclin-dependent protein serine/threonine kinase regulator activity
Source: RefSeq, a predicted model, not a curated record
AAGCCAGCAAUUGCCUUUCAACCUUCAACCGCGAUCAUCCGCAGAACAAGUACGGCGUUUGGAAAACAGUGAACUUUUGCGAAGUACGGGCGAGCGUAGUCAAACAAGGAAACAAAUUCCAACGCUCCCGUGACGCAAAAUGCUGUAGAAAUCGAAAUUGAAAGUCAAAUGAAUUCCGUGUGUGUGCGUGUAAUUUGAGCGUCAAUUUGUUGAUGAUAAAAUUCGCCUCCGCUUAUAUGUACAUAUGUUUGUGAGCAUAUGAGCCUGUGACUGUGUGUGUCGGUGUGAGCGUCGAGCAUAAGAAAGCGGCACAAAACAACAACAACAAGAACAGCAGGAAGCGAGCGACGCUUAGCGAAAGAGAGGAGGAAAGAGAACAGCGAAGACUCCAUUUUACAAGACGACGAAGAAAGGGAUAAAAAGGAGCACGCGAUGGCCAGCUUCCAGAUCCACCAAGACAUGAGCAACAAGGAGAAUCCGGGCAUCACGAUUCCGGCCGGGGUGAAAAACGCCAAGCAGCCGCUGGCCGUUAUCGGGAAAUCGGAGAAAAAUGCGCUUGCGCCGCGGGCGAAUUUCGCCGUGCUCAAUGGCAACAACAACGUGCCGCGUCCGUCCGGGAAAGCGCAAGUCUUCCGUGACGUCAGGAACCACAAUGUCGAUGAAAAUGUGGAUUUUGCCGCCAAGAAAUCGAAUGUGGUGCCCGUGGUGGAGCAGUUCAAGACCUUCUCUGUGUACGAGGAUAACUGCGACACCCAGGUGGCGCCACCCGGCAAGUCCCUGGCCGAUAAGGAGAACCAAUAUGUCGGGAAAUUCGAUGCGGGGCAAAAGGAGUUGGUGGAAUACGAUCUGAAUGCCACGCCCAUGUCCGUGACCGAUGUCCUAUCGCCCAUGUCUGUGGACCGAUCCAUUCUCGGUGUCAUUGAGUCUAAUGAUAACAGUGUCCAUGGUCUGGAAACUGGUGCCACGCCUGGUGGACAAGUCAAGGAGCUGCCGCCGCGCAAUGAUCGCCAGCGGUUCUUCGAAGUGGUCCAGUACCAGAUGGACAUACUCCAGAACUUCCGGGAGAGCGAGAAGAAACAUCGCCCGAAACCCAUGUAUAUGCGGAGGCAGAAGGACAUCAGUCACAACAUGCGCUCCAUCCUGAUUGAUUGGCUGGUGGAGGUUUCCGAGGAGUACAAACUGGACACGGAGACCCUCUACCUCUCGGUCUUUUAUCUGGAUCGCUUCUUGAGCCUGAUGGCGGUGGUGCGCUCCAAGUUGCAGCUGGUGGGCACAGCAGCCAUGUAUAUUGCCUCUAAAUACGAGGAGAUCUAUCCCCCAGAGGUGGGUGAGUUCGUUUUCCUCACCGACGACAGCUACACGAAGGCGCAGGUGCUGCGCAUGGAGCAGGUCAUCUUGAAGAUCCUCUCCUUCGAUCUAGGCACCCCGACUGCUUAUGUUUUCAUCAACACUUAUGCCGUGAUGUGCGAUAUGCCAGAAAGGCUGAAGUUCCUGACGCUGUACAUUUCUGAACUGUCGCUGAUGGAGGGAGAAACCUACUUGCAAUACUUGCCCUCACUCAUGUCGUCCGCUUCGCUCGCACUGGCGCGUCAUAUUCUCGGCAUGGAGAUGUGGACACCGCAGCUGGAGGAGAUCACCACCUACAAGCUGGAAGACCUGAAAACCGUGGUCUUGCAGCUGAGCAACACCCACAAAGCGGCAAAGGACCUCAACACGCAGGCCAUGCGGGAAAAGUACAAUAGAGACACGUACAAGAAGGUAGCCAUGAUCGACUCCAUUGAGUUGUGCAAGGAGGACUUGGAUCAGCUCUGCCAGGCCUACAACGCCAAGCAAAAUGAGCAGCAGCAACAGCAGCAGCCAGAGAAUCAUUCUAAAUCGAACGUGAAUUUGUUUUAUAAGUUUUAAGUGUUUUUGAGCCUCUGCCAUGGUCAAAUUGUAUUUUAGUUUAGUGUUUCCAUGUACCAUUUUGUAGUUUUAGUUUUAAGUGUACACACACACAUUGGAAGGAACAAACGCCGUUCGGUUCUAUAAAGCUGGGAACAUAGAUUGGAUUGGCCGAUUGGCGAGCUCCACGUAAUGCGUUCUGGACAAUUUUAUAUGCCCGCCAUAUAAAAGAUUAGUUGCUAGGAAGUAAUGCACACUAUCCAUCUAACAUUCACGUCGGUGCACGGUGAGAGCUUGCCACGCCAAGCGUGAGGAACAACGAGAACUCUAAGCAACAAGGGGAACCCGGACACCGAACCUAUUUGUUCCGAUUCUGCUUCUGCUCAGGCUACCAAUAUUUUAUAUUUUACCCUACCAUCGAUCCCUGUUCUCUAUGUAUUUUUAUGUAUUUAUAAACUGAACCAUACGGAUGUAUACAAUGUGUCUUUAGCAGAAACAGCUAGCUCCGAGAAUUAUUUUAUCUACACAUAUUUAUAUACUAACUAUUAGUCCAUGAAUGUUCUGUGAACCACGAAACAAAUACAAACGUCAAUUUUACAAAAGACACAAAAGCCGCCUGAGAAAAUACACAACAAGAAAUGACCAUCCUAAAUCUGCGUAGCCAUAAGAAAUACAUCUUAAAUCUUUGUCAGAAUAGCAGCCAUGCAUUGCUGCUUGACUCAUAUCAAUCUAAUGACGCUUACUAAAUGUUUACCUUACUUAGUCAAAUCUCGGUGGGUGGAUUGAUGUUGCUGAGAGCAUAAACACAGAGCGCUAGCUAAAUACAGAAACCGAGUUGACGGGAGAUUCGACGUUAACAUAACUUAUAUUAUUGUACUAACUGCUAAAUAUAAUUUUAUAACAUUGCCGAGUGCGUUGUGCUCGCAAGCCGUAUAUUCCAUAUACCUAUUGUAUUCAAUAAAAUUGUGAAAGACAUGCGCAA